AUGAUUCGUAUAGUUUGGCCAGUUUUGUUAUUAGUGCUGAUUUCAAUAACCGCAGAUGUCAACGCUAAGAAAUCGCGGCAUCACAGGCUUCAGGAAAUCCACGACGGUAACACGCAGGUGCCGGUGACCGACGACGGUAUUCUGCCGUUGCCGACAGUCAAGCCAGGAGACGAGUAUGUGCAGGAAUCAGACGAAGACGUGGAAGACGAUGGAGACGACGACGACGAUGAAGCCGACGACGACGACGGCGACGAAAGCGACGAAGAGGGCGAGGAGUCGGCCGAAGUAUUGGAAAAGCAGAACCCGUGUCUCGUGCACUACUGCGGAAGGGGCGAGGAGUGUGCCGCCCUGGGCGGAGUUGCCCGGUGCAUAUGCGUGCGGAAAUGCGGUUCGGCCAAGCGCAGGGUGUGCGGUACAGAUGGACGGCUGUACGACAACAGAUGUGAGCUGCACAAGUCCGGCUGUUUGUCCGGAGUCGACAUAGAGAUAGACCACUCGUUGAAGUGUUUCAUACCUUCAGCGUCCAAGGCGAAGAAUGUUCGAAUCCUACCGAAAACCGCAGACAACGCCAUUGAACCGGAAACCAAAUCGAAAGAAGCGAAAACGUGCGGUUCACCGCAAUACGAAAUUAUGAAGGAUAAUUUGUUGCUGAUCAAUCACGCGAAACUCAUGUAUCAGAAGAGUUGGAACGGCGGCAAGGAGUACAUGGUCAGCGCGUUGUUCCGCUACUUGGAUUUGGACGGCGACGGAUUUUUGCAACGAGAAGAAUUACAAAAGAUAACUAAACAGGAUAAGCUCGACGAUAUAUCUGACGUCUGUGUCAUGUCAGACAUGAUUCGCUUUGAAGACAUGGAUAAAGAUGGACGUCUGGGUUUGAACGAAUUCUACGCAGCUUUCAGUAAACUAUACAGCUUGUCGGUGGUCACUCUGGAGAAAGCGCUCGAGAUCAAUAGGAUAUCCGCAAAGGUCGGCGACAACGUGGAAAUCCGCUGCGACGUGAGCGGCAAUCCGCCUCCUCCGAUCGUCUGGAAACGAUAUUCCGCCGACCUGACGACCCUCGGAGACGAGGACGUGAGGGUUUUCAGCGACGGGUCGCUGUACCUCACCAAGAUACAAUUGGUCCACGCCGGGAAUUACACGUGCAGAGCUCUGAGAAACUCGGAGGUGACCCAGACGCACGUGUUGACCGUCCACACUCUGCCCGAAGUCAAAGUAACGCCCAGAAUCCAAUCGCGAAGACCGGGCGAAAAGACUUCCAUGUUUUGUCACGUAAUCGGAGAACCUUUUCCCGAGGUGGUUUGGCUGAAAAACGAAGAGCGGUUAAAGUUGGACAUGGUGCACAAGUACAGAGUGGUCGGCAACGGGACGGAACUGAGUAUUGAUAAUAUCGAUUACGCGGACACCGGAGCGUACAUGUGCCAAGCAUCGAACACCGGUGGGGUCACCAGAGACAUAUCGUCACUGAUCGUUCAAGAAAUUUUGACGCCUACCGCGCCGAAAGAAGAACGCCGGUUUUUCGCUUUUCACGACUGGGGAGUGUCCGUUUACGAGCCCACCGCUUGCCGGCUCUACCAUCAAAUCCAGUCCACGGACAUCAUCCCAGGAACUCAGGAAUACGUGUGCGGCGACAAAGGUGUCAACUGCAGUUGGGGCCAGGCCAUCAACGUGGCCAACCGUUACGUUUAUGUGUCACAGCCGCUCAAAGACAGAGUGUUGGUCAUCAGCAAGAUUCAGAUGGUCGUCGUCGACGUCGUGAUCACUGACAAAUAUCCAGUGGCUCUGCACUACGUAGCGCAUCUAGAUCAGGUGUGGGUGUUGAAUUGGAGGAGCGUGUACGACGACGGAGUGAAGACGAUUCAGGUGAUUAGAGACGCGUCGCAAAAGCGAAAACACCACACAGUCCACCCAGAACCGAUAGACGGACAAUUCGAUUUGGUCAGAGAUUUGUUCAUGCCCACGGCACAGGACCUGAGCCACUGGUUCAAGUACGGUUACGUGAGCCACGCCAACCAAAGAGGACUUUACAAACUGGAUUUGGCCAACAUGCGGUACAUUAGAAGUAUAGACCUGUCGCCUUACAACUGCGUACCCCGUACCCUGCAAUUUUCGUCCUUGUACGGUUUUGUCAUCAUCGAAUGCGAAGAACCGGGAACCGGACACGCCACAGGUCAGGUAAUCUUAGAUUAUUUGACCGACACGGUGGUCAACAAAAAGGCCACUGUCAGAGGAAGUCCUUUGGUUUCGCCGGACAGCAGAGUCGUCGUGUCCAUCGACAAGGCCGCCGACGGCGUGACCUUGGUUGUCCAACAAGUUUUAGAAUCUGGCCUCAAAUUUUCAUUCGACGUCAAAACCACUCUAAUGAUCAGCGACAUAGCGUUCUACCCUUCUCGAACCACACACGGGUACGAUUUGUACGCCAGCGCCGCUGACAAAGAAGACAUACUGUUUCUGAAUCUAUCCAACGGCAAAGUGGAAAUGAUCACCGGCGUGGGCAAGGCCAUGCUCCAGUCGUUGACGCAAUGGGGUAACCCUAACCGCCCGAUAGCCGCGUCUGGUAUCUUCGGUCACUACAUGGUCACGCCGGCCGACGAAGCGCUGUUCGUGAUCAACGGCGAGACCCGGACGGUGAACUGCGAGAUCGGAGGUCUGAUCCAUCCCAGACUGGUCACGUGGGUCACCAUGCAGUUGCAGUGA
Messenger RNA from Macrosiphum euphorbiae (potato aphid), 2694 nucleotides. NCBI's taxonomy places the organism in Eukaryota, Metazoa, Arthropoda, Insecta, Hemiptera, Aphididae. The record is from the annotation of a GenBank genome assembly.